GUAAACACUAUAAAGUGAAAGGAAAAAAAAAAGGGAAAAAAGGUAAAAGUCUCUAGCCACCACCUCAGCCAUGGACGGACGGUCCCUCUGCUCCGCCACUCCUCUCAUCCACCAUGACCACCGCAAUACUUGGUGGCGACGCCACUUGCAACUUAAAAACAGCCUCUCAUCUGAACUCUCCGGGGCAGUUGGGGACUUGGGAACUUUCAUCCCAAUAGUCCUGACCCUAACUCUGGUGUCCAACCUUGACCUCUCUACCACCCUUAUCUUCACAGCCUUUUACAACAUCUCCACCGGGCUACUCUUUGGUAUCCCCAUGCCCGUCCAGCCCAUGAAGUCCAUCGCAGCCGUGGCAGUCUCUGAGACCCCUCACCUAACCCCCUCCCAGAUCGCCACUGCAGGUGCCUCCACCGCCGCAACUCUUUUAAUCCUCGGCGCUUCCGGUCUCAUGUCCACCCUCUACCGUAUCCUCCCCCUCUCCGUCGUCCGCGGCGUCCAGCUCUCACAGGGCCUCUCCUUCGCCUUCUCCGCCAUUAAAUACAUCCGCUACAACCAAGACUUCAUCACCUCGAAAUCUACCUCCGCCCGUUCCUGGCUCGGCCUUGAUGGGCUUAUUAUUGCCCUUUCUUCGAUCUUAUUUCUCGUACUCUCCACCGGCACCGGUGAAACCCAUGGCCAUAACGCUCUAUCCCGUUCCCAGGAUCCCGUAAUCGAUGACGAUAACGAUCCUCGGAGCAGGGGAUCUCGCAGUUCCUGUGUGAAUAAGAGAUUAAGAAUCUUGAAUUCAAUUCCUGCUGCGUUGAUUGUAUUUCUGCUUGGGUUGAUUCUCUGUUUUAUUCGCGACCCUUCAAUCGUUAAGGAUCUUAAAUUCGGUCCAUCGAAGAUAACAUUACUGAAAAUCACUUGGGAAGACUGGAAAAUCGGGUUUCUCAGAGCCGCGAUUCCUCAGAUCCCAUUAUCGGUACUGAACUCUGUGAUUGCCGUCUGCAAAUUAUCCGGCGACUUGUUCCCGGACCGGGAACUAUCCGCAGCGAAAGUCUCCGUGAGCGUCGGGAUCAUGAAUCUGAUCGGGUGUUGGUUCGGGGCGAUGCCAGUGUGCCACGGCGCGGGGGGUCUCGCAGGGCAGUACAGGUUCGGAGCGAGGAGUGGCUGGUCGGUGGUGUUUUUAGGGGCAGGGAAAUUGGUGAUCGGAUUGCUGUUUGGGAACUCUUUCGUGAGGAUACUGAGUCAGUUUCCGAUCGGAAUUCUUGGGGUGCUUCUGUUGUUCGCCGGAAUCGAGCUGGCGAUGGCGUCGAGGGACAUGAACUCCAAGGAGGAGUCGUUCGUGAUGUUGGUGUGCGCUGCUGUUUCGUUAACUGGGUCGAGUGCUGCAUUGGGCUUUGGGUGUGGGAUUUUGCUGUUUUUGUUGCUGAAAUUGAGGAAGAUGGACUACUCCACGCCUUCAUUUCUUAAGCUCAAAUCUUCUGUCGAUGAUGAACUAAGCUCAAUUCCCUAGACCUUAACUAGUCUAGACUACAGAAGGCGAUGGACAAAUUCAUUGCGUAAGUGGGAAGCACGAAGUAAUAUGAUGGAAUGUCCCAAUGUGAUGGUGAAGAUGAGCUCUUUGACUCAAGCUUGAGGCGAGCUACUCCUUGCCUCACUUAUGUAAGUUUAUCUUUAAGGGUUGAAUUUAAGCUCACCUAGAUAUUUUUAAGCUCAGAUUAGACGCUUUUGGGUUUAAUAAAAGUUUAAGCUCUUCGUCAUUUUAACUUCAAACUCGAUUUGGAGUAUUGUGGACUAGGCUCUGCUCGUUUGCUCCUAAUUAAUUAAGAGUGGAGACCUAUUUCAUUAUUUGU
Messenger RNA from Rubroshorea leprosula, 1835 nucleotides. NCBI's taxonomy places the organism in Eukaryota, Viridiplantae, Streptophyta, Magnoliopsida, Malvales, Dipterocarpaceae. The record is from the annotation of a GenBank genome assembly.